Messenger RNA from Sphenostylis stenocarpa, 804 nucleotides. The record is from the annotation of a GenBank genome assembly. Lineage: Eukaryota; Viridiplantae; Streptophyta; Magnoliopsida; Fabales; Fabaceae.
AUGAUCCACGAAGCCAUGCGCUACACGCUCGUCAGCGGCGGCAAGAGGAUCCGCCCGGUGCUCUGCAUCGCCGCGUGUGAGCUCGUCGGUGGCAACGAGGAUACCGCUGUCCCCGCCGCGUCCGCCGUCGAGAUGGUCCACGCAAUGUCGCUCAUCCACGAUGACUUGCCCUGCAUAGACAACGACGAUCUCCGGCGAGGGAAGCCGACGAGCCACAAGGUCUUCGGCGAACACGUGGCAGUCCUUGCCGGCGACGCGCUGCUAGUGCGCGCGUUCGAGCACAUGGCGGCGUCAACGAAGGGCGUGCCUCCCAUGCGGGUGGUUCGCGCGAUAGGGGAGUUGGCAAAAUCGGUGGGCGCGGAAGGCCUUGUGGCGGGACAAGUGAUGGAUGUGAAACCGGAAGGGUUGUCAGGUGACGUGGGUUUGGAGAGAGUGGAGUUCAUUCACCUUCACAAAUCCGCGGCGUUGGUGGAAGGUGCGGUUGUGUUGGGAGCAAUAAUGGGGAGUGGGUCGGAGGAGGAAGUUGAGAGAUUGAGGAUGUUUGGUAGGUGCAUUGGGUUGAUGGGUCAGAUUGUAGAUGAUAUUCUGGAUGUUACUAAAUCGUCUGUGGAAUUGGGGAAGACGACGGGGAAGGACAUGGUGGCUGAUAAACUCACUUAUCCCAAGGUUCUGGGGCUUCAUAAGUAUAUGGAGAUUGCUCAUAAAUUGGUGGAGGACGCCAAGGAAGCCUUGGCUUUGUUUGAUGCCCAAAAGGCAGCUCCACUACUUGCCGUAAGUAAUUACAUAGUAGACAAAAUUAAUUAA